AUGGAGGAAGUAGAGGUAGUCAUAGUAGGUGCAGGUCCUGCUGGUCUAGCAACCUCUGCAUGUCUUAACCGCCUCAAUAUCUCAAAUGUCGUACUCGAAAGAGAAGAUUGCUAUGCUUCUCUUUGGAAGAAUAGGACAUACGAUCGUUUGAAGCUUCACUUAGCAAAGCAAUUCUGUGAACUACCGUAUAUGCCUUUCCCUAAAAAUGCACCCACAUAUGUUCCUAGGAAAGAGUUUAUUCAAUACUUGGAUACUUAUGUGUCCACUUUCAAGAUAAACCCUCUGUACCACAGAAGUGUGAAGGCUGCUUUUUAUGAUGAGGAUGUGGAAAAAUGGAGUGUCCUUGUCAACAACACAAAACAAGGUGUACAAGAAAGUUACUACGGGAAAUCUCUUGUGGUUGCGACCGGAGAAAAUAGUGAAGGCUAUUUUCCUCAAACAAAAGGUUUGGGUAGCUUUAAAGGUGAAAUCAUUCAUUCAAGUGAGUAUGGAAAUGGCAAGAAGUACCGUGGGAAAAAUGUUUUAGUUGUUGGAGGUGGAAAUUCUGGAAUGGAAAUUGCCUACGACUUAUUAAAUUUUAGCGCAAAUGUUUCUAUUGUUGUCCGUACCCCGAUACAUGUUGUUACCAAGGAGAUCGUGUUCAUUGGAAUGGUUCUGUUAAAGUACCUUCCUGUUAAGGUUGUAGAUGCCAUUGUCAUGUUCUUAAUCAAAUGGAAAUUUGGAAAUUUAUCCAAGUAUGGGGUUCAAAUUCCAAAAAUGGGGCCAUUUUAUCUCAAGGAAGCCAAAGGUCGAUCCCCCAUCAUCGAUGUUGGGACCAUCGAAAAGAUCAAGAGUGGAGAGAUACAGGUUUUGCCAUCCAUAACAAGCAUAGAAGGAAAUGAAAUCCGGUUUGAGAAUGGCUACCUGAAAUGUUACGAUGCUAUAGUAUUUGCUACAGGCUAUAAAAGCACUGUGCUAAAGUGGCUUAAGGGCGAAAACAACCUCUUUAAUGAUAAUGGAAUGCCGAAGAAAAGUUUCCCUAACCACUGGAAGUCACAAAAUGGCCUUUACUGUGUUGGAUUCUCAAGACGUGGAUUAUUUGGCAUUUCACAGGAUGCACAAAAUAUAACAAAUGAUAUAAAUUCCUCUCUCAAUGAGAGCAAAAGAAGGAUAUAAUA
Rosa chinensis is the source of this 1157-nucleotide messenger RNA. RefSeq names its product probable indole-3-pyruvate monooxygenase YUCCA10. The transcript is spliced from 4 exons. The record is from RefSeq and is a predicted model, not a curated record. Gene Ontology annotation, molecular function: NADP binding; flavin adenine dinucleotide binding; N,N-dimethylaniline monooxygenase activity. NCBI's taxonomy places the organism in Eukaryota, Viridiplantae, Streptophyta, Magnoliopsida, Rosales, Rosaceae. Bases 1 to 1155 code for a protein of 384 amino acids.